UUUGUGGUUCACAUGGUGGCAAAUGCUGUAAAUUGGUACGAAUAUCUCCACCAAAACCCUAAUUGCGAAGAGAGGCGCGAUAAACAGACGCACACAGAACGCUUCCGUCGUCUCCAGUCUCUCCGCCGGCAAAUAGCAGCAGCAUCUGCAAUCAGCCAUGGGUAAGGUUCACGGGUCGCUCGCGCGUGCCGGGAAGGUCAGGGGUCAGACCCCGAAGGUCGCCAAGCAAGACAAGAAGAAGAAGCCCAGAGGCCGCGCCCACAAGCGCUUGCAGUACAACCGGAGGUUCGUCACCGCCGUUGUUGGAUUCGGGAAGAAGAGGGGGCCUAAUUCUUCUGAGAAGUAAGGUUGCUUUGUGGGGACUUUUUACUGUUUUCUUAUGAGGCAUUAGUUUCAUUUGAAGUUUCAGAUUAUGGUUUGACAUUAUCUACUGGUUCUGUUUCGUCGUUCUAAAUCGAAGCAUGUUUUGAUUUCCGGAUUGGUAAAUGCUUAUUAAUAUCUGCUACUUUUGAGUC
Pyrus x bretschneideri (Chinese white pear) is the source of this 515-nucleotide messenger RNA. Its product is annotated as 40S ribosomal protein S30. Gene Ontology annotation, cellular component: cytosolic small ribosomal subunit; ribosome. Gene Ontology annotation, biological process: translation. Gene Ontology annotation, molecular function: structural constituent of ribosome. Lineage: Eukaryota; Viridiplantae; Streptophyta; Magnoliopsida; Rosales; Rosaceae. The transcript is spliced from 3 exons. The coding region runs from base 158 to 346 and encodes 62 amino acids. The record is from RefSeq and is a predicted model, not a curated record.